UGCAGAAAAACUCUGCGGGGCAUUUUCGUUCUUUGUUCACGAUAGUUUAAUAGAAAUGUAAGCACUAAUUCCUGCAGUUAGCAUGCUAACGCUAAGCGUCAGGAUCGGAUAAACCCUCCUUCAUCUCUGCCUUUCAUUCAUCGAGCAAUACAGCUCAUGCGCGAUGAUUUAUCACCAACCUGUGCUGCAUUCGGUCUGUUUCUCGUCAACAUAUCGCAAUUCAUACAGAGUUACGUGUACUGUUAGAUCUGUGCGCGCUCGCGUCCGUCUGAAAGUUGUUUUUUUUAAUGCGCGUUCACGUGCAGUUCAGCCUGAGUGUGAUUGACAGAUGAGCGACCGAGUGUCAGGACUGUUGUGUGCAGUCAGACACCUGUUUGUGUGUCUUUAUUCACCACAUAGGCUUGUCGUUGCGUUGGUUGGUGGAGCUUCAGGAUAAGAAGCACAAAGUAAGGUCUUUACAAUAUCUCUGAAGUGUUUAGUGAAACACAAGUUCUGCGGGAUCUCAGUGCUUUAAAAGGAACAUGUAGUUGCACUCAACAAACAAAUUGUGGAAAGUGGAGGAAAGCCUUUGCUGGGGAAGGAUCCAUCUCAUAUCAGCAGACUUGAGCGGCAAGCGGAAGAAUUCCUGGAUGCAGUCUUACACAGGAAAGAAUACACGCCAAAAAUCCCAGAUCCGCACAUCCCCGUGGUGGCUUGUGGUAUCGUGCAGCAGAUGAUUAAUGAGUUGGCUUCAUACUAUACCUCAAGAAAAAACAGCUCUCAGGACGCGCUUCAGAACAAUGGAAAAAAGGACCAAAGCCUUGUGAAACCUAGCUGUGUCACUUCAUCUCCUGCUGUCAAAAUAGACUCUGUUGCUUCUGCUCAGAAAAAGUUCAUCAUGGUGGACCAAGAUGCCCCGCUGGACCUCUCUCUGAGAAAGGUCAAAGUGGAGGACUUUGAGCAAGAUGGAGUUCUUGACCUUUCGACUAAGAAGAAUUUGAACAAAGGUCAUACAUCUUCAAGGAACUCUCAUGUCAGCCCAGCUACAAAUUCGGUCAAAAGGGACUCCAUCGACCUGAGUCUUGCUGAAGUAAAAGAUCUACAGUCUGUGACCACUUUGGAAGAGUUCACAGCAAAGCUGUGUUUUCAUCACCAACGCCAAAUAGUUGAUGCAUUAGGCUUCUUACAAAGCGAAGUCAAUACCUUGGCUCCUUCCAACCAUUUCCAAGCACUCACUGCAGAUUUGUCUGAGAAGCAGGCGACAACCAGCUGCAGUUAUGCAUCAUUUGAAACCAGGUCUGAGAUUCAGUGGUCUGCGAGAACAUGCUCUGUGGAUGCUGCUGUGAGCAUUAGCAAGACUCAAGACUCAUCUGUUGUCAGGACCAGUCAAAAGCCAACCGCAGAGGCUUUAAAGGCUGAUGUUUCCAGUAUGGCACAUGUAAUGACUGAAAAACUAGUAGAGCUUGACAAGAUGGAAGUUUUGUCAUCUUCAUCUUGUGAAACAGGUGCUGAGUGUGGAAGCUCUCCACCAAAAUCUCUUGUCGUGACAGAGACAACUGCUGAUAAUCUGGUGUUAGGUUCAAGCGUUCAACAAAUUUCAAGUAGCAAUUCUGUGAAGAAGUGUCUAUGCAGUCCUGAGCAAUGCUUGCCAACUUGCACUGCGGAGUCUGACCACGCAGAUUUAUCAAAACGCACACAGAAGUGCUCUUUUGCAAGCGAAGACGUAGUUGUAAAUACCUCCACAGUUCAAAAGACAAUAAAUAUUGUUUCACCAAUAUCCCCAAGAACAGCGAGGAAAAGCAGAAGAGGUUCUUGCCUUAGGCAAAGUAAUGGCUCUUUAAGUUGUCUCAUAAAUGAUCCUGAUAGCCACUGUGACCUAGUGUUUAUAAGAAAAUCAAUAACGGAAUGUCAGCCUCAAUCUCGUAGUCGUCUGCAUCCACGUCAAAAUGCCCGGAAGAGCACCAGAGGACACAAAUAUGUGGAAGAGUACUUGGAAGUAAAAACCGUCCGUACACUAGCUCGUAAAUCUAUAGGGGUUUCCAGUGGGAAUUAUCCAGCUCAUAUGACAGACUUGCACACCUUAGUGAUUCCGAAGCAGGUCCUUUCUGCGUCUGGCAGUGUUCCUCUAGUAAACACGCCUUUUGCAGGAGACUGCAUGAAAAAUGUUAUUCCAAAAUUAUCAUCGGAGCAGAUAGCAGAGAAUGAAAUGCCAGGAGAUGUUGUAAAAGUAACUAGUCUGGAUCUGAUGGUUGAAACCAGUCAGACAGGUAAAUCUGAAAGUAAUAGCCACAUUUUGAGUGAACCGUCAGGAAAACAGAGCGAAUUAACCGUGCAACCAGAUUUGCUCUCAGAAGCUCUCAGUUGUACUCUGAAUGCAGUAGUGCAGGAAAAACACAUGAACAUGGUAGAAGAAAACACAGAAACAACAGAGCUUGUUGUACAGAAAGAAGGAUGUGGCUCCCAAAUGGGGCCCAUGCCAGAAGAGGUGGUGUGUGGUCCUGAAAAUAAAGCUGAGGAGGAUAAAUCUAUGGAGCCAUCGCCGAUCCCUCCAUCACCUAACAUGGCCAAAGAGUGCUCUACUGAUGAAGUCAAUGUGGAACAGAGAAAUGAGAGACACCUAAAGAAGCCCACGGAAGUCGAGACUGCAGCAGAUGUCCAGGAACAGUCGGAGGCAUCCGAAAUAAAGGCGAACAGUGAGGAGGACGGAGGUGCUCAGGGGCAAGGUGUGCUUGACACUGAAGGUAAUCUCCAAACGGCAAACUCUUCCGAGCUACCAGUGAGGAAUCAAGGAGAUUCUGUGCUGACUGAAGUCUCUUCUGUACAACCGCUCGUGAAAUGUCAAGGGAAGGAUACGGAUGUGCAUUCUUCAAAAGUUUUGAAUGCAAAGCACCCAGUGUCCUCAGACAGAUGCUUGCGUAGUAGAAGUUCAAAAGCCAGUGUUGACGUAACGAAAGAGUCUGUGAAGUGUGGUGCUUCUGAUCCUGUUGAUCAUGCCAAUGAUAAAAGCCCAAAGGCGCAUUCUACUGAAACAAAUGUGCAUACUGAGCAGGAGCCUGAUUUGAAAGCUGUAGACAUUCUUGAAACGGCACAGGAGCUUCCUGCUGCCAAACCUUGUAACGGUCUGGUUGUGGAUCACGCGGUCCAAACGAGACCAAAAUCAAGAACCGCAACAACUGUUGGGAGAGAUAAUCAUGCGAGUCCAGGCGUCCAAGUGAAUAAUAAUGAUUUGCCAAGUGUUUUGUCACCUGAGGUUCUUCCAGAGACUGUAAGCACCACCUCUACCACAGAGAGUGGAAAACAUAACAAACUGAAAAGUGAAGCCUCUGAAAGCACUGAACGAAUGCCACUUAGAAAUAAAAGUAGUACUGCUGAGCUAUCAGUUAGUGGACCCUGUUCACCCAGCAAAGAGUCCUCACCAAGCUCUGAAAAUAUGCUUUUGAGAAGCAGAAGUAACACUGAAGGGCCUUCAAGUAGCAAGUCAAUCAGUCCGACAGAAGGCCAUUCAGAGAAGCAAGGGCAGACGCCUUUAAGAAGCGAGCAGGCAACUAACAGAGAUUUGAGUACAUCUUCUGAGGCAGUAACACAUAUGCCUCUUCGAAGCAGAACUGUUAGCUCAGUUAAACCGACUGUUACUAAAGAUUCUCCUGUUAAAAGUUCUGUUAAAAGUGAACAACCUGUCAGUUCACACUCUGGUGCUACCUGUAGAAAACCUGAGGCCAAUGGGCACAUGCCCUUAAGAAGCAGUGCCAGUUUAAUUGCAGAACAGCCCCGUAACAACAAAUCUGCUGUCGUAGAUGCAUCAGAGAGCCCUGGGCGCAUGUCGCUGAGAAGAGGGAAUGUAUCUAAUACUGAGAAGUUGUGUGGCACAACAACAACAACAACACCAACCCCUAGUAGAAACAAACGUCCUCUGAAACAACAGAGGGUUUCAACAUCUUCAAGUGGAGAAGCUGAAGAGAGCCUCUUGAGUUCAAAACUUAAAAUCCACAAUCAGAAGGCCCAGGUGGAGGCCCAGUUAAGAGGCUCGUUGAAUUUGCCAGACGAAUCCUUCCGCAUAGCUAGUCUUAAGGCAACUGAACCUGUUGUUUGCAGCCCCCCGAAAUUUUUGGAGGCGCUAAGGGGUGAAGAACACCAGCAGUUGAUUUCAAAUUUAAAUUCAAAGUUUGAUAAAAUGCACAAAAGUUGGGUUCCAUUGGACAAGGAGGGUCAGCCUGCACCAAAACCCAAAAACAAGGCAGACAGGCUUAAAGAAAUCUGGAAAAGCAAACGCAGAGCACGCAAGUCAAGGCCACUCGAACAGCAGAAGCUAACUGCUGUGCAAAUGCUAUUCAUGAAGCCCUUUGACUUGCCCAGUAUCUGCAGGUGGUUCCUGCAGUCAACUGAAACCAAAUCGCUUGUAAUCGUUAAGAAGGUGAACACCAGACUUCCUUCUGAAACGCAGUUGUGUUUUCACACUUCGGCAGCGGGAGCAGGUUCCUCUCACGGGAUAUUUCCGAGCCUCCAGGCCGAGCGGUUGAAGAAGCACCUGAAAAAGUUUGCUAUUGCGUCACCGGUGAAGAAUAACCCCAAGAAUCAAAGGCUACUCUCAAAAGCAUUAGGUCAGGGUAUUUCUGCGAUGAGGAGUAAAGAAAAGCACGAACCGACAACCGCCACACGAAUCUGCACGAAGGCACAGAGUCUUGCCGGAGCGGCGCAGGCGCAGGCUCCCGAGAGCCUCGCUGUGACCGCAGGCAGUGCGAAAAAUCCAGCGAGCGCUAGAAUUCUUCGGAAAUAUUCCAACAUGCGUGAGAAGCUUCAGGUUCAGCAAAACAAGAAAUGCAAAGAGAAAACCUUCAAAGGUGCUCGUUUGAAGGCGGCAAUACUUCCAAAGAAAGCCAACAAACAAAAACUGACGACGCGUAAAGCGUCAAAGUCUGUGGUUCAGAGGAUCUCAUCUCUGACCAAGACAGCAAAAACAAACUCUGCCCUCAAACAACGGGCUUUGAAAAGGAACCCGUGUCACAAAGACGGUGCCUCUCCAAAGAGGUUGCAGGCACUCAAAAGAAUGACAAAAGCCAUCGGUGCUCUUGAUAAAAGCCGUCGGCCAAACACCUUGAGUAAAAAACGGACACUGAUCAAAACUGGAACCAGUAAAGCACAGCAAAUGAAAGCAAGUCUAACUAAAGUUGACACAAAGAAACCGGUAUUUCAGAAAGGUCCUAGUAAUUUAGAGUCGCAGUCUUCAGAUGUUGACGUUAAACCUCUGACUUUGGAAGACCAAGUGUUAACUAGGUCACAAAGAAAGAUGGAAGGCACCCCUUCACAGACUGGAUCUCCCAAAUCCUCCACAAAGCGAGGCUUGGAACCGCUGGUCACUCCCUCAAAACGUACUAGGACCUCAAAACCAUGAGAAAUGUGUACAGGUACUAGAGACUCAUGUAGAAAUGUUUCAUAAGAACAGGGGGUGCUGAUGCUUUUCAAAAAAUAUUUUUGAAGCUAUUUUUUUAAGCUUGGCAGUACAUUUUCAGAGCUUUGAAUUUAUUGUCGUCUGAGAGAGAUUUGUCUGUGUUAGGUAGUUCGAACAAAGAAUUUUUCCAGAGUUCGUUCUUUUCAUUGUCAAACUUUUUCCAAUUAUGCUUAAAGAAAUGUGUUUGUUAUGGGGAAAAAAGACAUUUCUUGUUCUUGACAGAGCCAUUAAUGUAAAAACAACCAAGUAUUUUAAAUAAAGGUUCUGAUUCCCAUUAAUGGGGCUUUUAAAAUAUGGGUUCUAAAUAACACAAUAACUCUUUUGUUUGUUUGACCGUUGCAUUGUAUAGCUUAUUCGUACAAUAGCUUGGAAUAUUGAACCAGAUAUUAUUUAAGGAAUGAUCCACACUUCUAAAACAAUUAAUUUUAGCUAAUUAAAGUGGCUUUGUAACCUGAAUAAUGUGCCUUUUUUCUUAUCUGUAUUUAUAAGUGAUUGAGGUUGCCUCAAUAAAUCCUCAUUCUGUUUGCACAUA
Molecule: messenger RNA, 5957 nt
Organism: Labeo rohita (rohu)
Lineage: Eukaryota; Metazoa; Chordata; Actinopteri; Cypriniformes; Cyprinidae
Exons: 6
Coding region: 713-5368 (1551 amino acids)
Source: RefSeq, a predicted model, not a curated record